AUGAUUCGCAACUUCCUUUACAUCCUUCUCAAUCUCGUUCUCUUUUCUUCAAUUUUUAUUUCUCUGAGCUUGGCGUUAACUCGUCCACCAGAAGUGUGGGUUCUACGAGAUCUAUACCAGGCCUUGAACUACUCGAAUGCGCUUCGUGGAUGGAAUGGCAGUGAUCCUUGUGGAGAGUCUUGGACGGGUGUUACUUGUUCUGGUUCAUCAGUUAUACGCCUACAGAUUCAAGGGUUAAACCUUACUGGGAGUCUAUGCAGGCUCUAUCUUCUACGGAAUUUGAAGAAGCUUGAUGUCAGUUCAAAUAACAUAGUGGGCGAAAUGCCAUUUGGUUUACCCCCCAGUGUCACUCAUAUGAAUUUAAGCCACAAUUUCUUAAUUGGACCUAUUGGCGACGUAUUUACUGGCUUAGAUAAUCUCAAAGAAAUGGACCUUUCAUAUAAUAAUUUUUCGGAAGAUCUACCAAGAUCAUUUGGCUCCCUGACAAACCUUGCUAGAUUAUUCUUGCAGAAUAACAGAUUCACUGGAUCAGUCACCUACCUGGCGGAACUUCCACUUACAGAUUUGAACAUUCAAGAUAAUCUGUUUAAUGGCCUUCUUCCACAUCAAUUUCAGAAUAUAAAAAAAUUAUGGAUUGGUGGGAAUAAAUUCCAUGCUACAUUGCAAUCCGCUUACAGAUUUGAACAUUCAAGAUAA
Molecule: messenger RNA, 696 nt
Organism: Vicia faba (fava bean)
Lineage: Eukaryota; Viridiplantae; Streptophyta; Magnoliopsida; Fabales; Fabaceae
Source: the annotation of a GenBank genome assembly